Messenger RNA from Arvicola amphibius (Eurasian water vole), 2679 nucleotides. RefSeq names its product HBS1 like translational GTPase (gene Hbs1l). The coding region runs from base 161 to 1996 and encodes 611 amino acids. NCBI's taxonomy places the organism in Eukaryota, Metazoa, Chordata, Mammalia, Rodentia, Cricetidae. Gene Ontology annotation, molecular function: GTP binding; GTPase activity. The record is from RefSeq and is a predicted model, not a curated record. Gene Ontology annotation, biological process: translation. The transcript is spliced from 5 exons.
UAGUUCGUACGUAAGACGUCGCGUCUGCGCAGACGCUUGGCGCAGAGGCCUGGCGGAAGCCAAGAUGGCGCGGAAGAGGUCUGCAGGCCGCGCUUGGCGCUUUCUCCGCGUCUGAGUCGAGUUCUUUGAAGGGACUGUGGCAGACGCCCUGCGUGCCGCGAUGGCCCGGCAUCGGAACGUCCGAGGAUAUAACUACGAUGAAGAUUUCGAAGAAGAUGAUUUGUAUGGCCAGUCUGUGGAGGAUGAUUAUUGUAUUUCACCAUCAACAGCUGCUCAGUUUAUUUACUCACGACGUGACAAUCCUGUAGAAGAAUAUGGUUAUGAAGAUCUGAAAGAGUCUUCUAAUUCUCUUUUGAAUCACCAAUUAAGUGAACUUGACCAAGCUCGUCUGUACUCAUGCCUUGAUCACAUGCGAGAGGUGCUGGGAGAUGCUGCGCCUGAUGACGUACUGAUUGAAGCAAUUCUGAAAAACAAGUUUGAUGUCCAGAAGGCUUUGUCAGUGGUUCUGGAACAAGACAAUGUGCAGAACACGAAGGAGAAGAGUGAAAGAGCAGUGUCUGCAGGAAAGGCGUCGAAAGGAGUCUUAUUUUCUUCUAAUGAAGUUUCAGUUGAAAAUUCUUGCCCUCAAUCAGAAAAUCAUUUGGAUAGCAGUAGCAAAUCUUUUGAUUGUUCUAGUGCAAUAGCAAAAUAUGGAUCACAUAAUUCUUCACUUGUGCCAAGUCACUAUUUACUUCAUAGAAAAAAGAAACUUGACAGACCUCAAAGUGAAAAGGAGCUAGAAUCAUGUAAGUUAACAAAGGAGCUGUCCCUGACACCCCUGACUGAUGAUAUGCCAAGAGAUCCUUGUGCACGCCAGCCGUCAGCCAGUCUGUCUUCCACAGUCAGUCUGCCCCCCACAGUCAGUCUGCAGAGUGGGCCUUGUAAGACUCCAGAUGCUCCUGCAUCUGAGCGUGCUCCCGAGGAGGAUUUCACUUUCAAAGGAGUACCAGACUUAAAGUCCUUAAUGAGAGGGAACAUAGCAGCCAGUGGUUCUCUGGGUGUUCAAAGCAGUGUGCUACCUGAUUUUCAAAGCAUGCCAGUGCAGACCAUCUUGGGAAGUUUAAAUAACCCGUUGCACUUACCUGUCUCAUUGGAAAAUAAUUUUAAUCCCAGUAUAAACACCGAAGCUGGACAAAGUACCAAGAAUAAUAUUGUAAAGAAUAACAGUUUACCAUUUUCCCAGUGUGAAAGUCUAUCCCUAGCUGAGCUGGUUGAGGAACACAGAGAAAACAGUCCUAGCCAGUGCUUUGCUUUGUCCGACCUGUGUAACCAGUCAUCUGCUGGCUUGGGAUCCCUUUCCCUGUCACAGCUGGCAAACCGCUCUCCGUCUUCUAAUGAAGUAUCAGAGUUAACAGGAUCCCUGUCAUCGUUGGCAUUUUCCAAAACUUCUCCCACAAGAGACCUGGAGAAUUUGUCCCUUUCUGAUUUGAUUGCAAAAACGAUUGAACUAGACAACUCUCCGAUUAAGAGAGAUUCCUUUGAGCUCAGUUUAUCUGAAUUGAGGAAUCCUGCAAUUGAUUCAAAUAUUGAUCUUAGUGUCCUGAUAAAAACUCCAGAGUUUGUUUCAAAGCCUGUAGUUGACCCAUCAGUUGCUCCAACAGCAGACACUAAAGUUCUAACUUCAAAGUUAGGGAAAAAUUCCAGUUCUACUAAGGAUAGUAAGAAAACUAAAAGAGGCUCCCUUGCUAAGAAAGCACCGUUGUCUCUGGCGUGGACCAAGGCUCUCGCUGCUAGGCCUUCAGCUUUUGCUUCAACGCUGUGUCUUCGUUACCCGCUGAAGAGCUGCAAGAGGCGCACUCUUGACCUCUACAAGACUUUCCUUUAUAGCAGACAAGUUCAAGAUGUGUCCGACAAAGAAAUGAGUCCUCUUGUAGCAAUAACGCCAUUUGACUUCAAAUCAGCAUCCCCGGAUGACAUUGUAAAAGCCAAUCAGAAGAAAGCAUUUGCUAGAGAAUAGUAAUGAGAGGAAAACUCGGUUACUGUUGCAAGCUUUUUAAUCUUAAUGUAAAGUCUCUGUAGGAUCAUUUUCGAUUAUGGGAUCAAAUUGUGAUUUUUAUUAAAAUUGUCUUAAGUCCAUUUUAACAACUUAAGUUGGUAAGGAUUUUUGCACUGAGAGUUUUUUUUUAAAUGAUGUCUUUUUGGAGUAAUGACUGGUUUCAUUUGAAUGCUAGCUCAUAGAGUAUGUUUACAAUGUGUAUAUGGAAACAUUGAAUUGAACCUCAGAUGUUUCAUUUGACAAACAACUUUCUUAAGUUUUAUGAGAUUUUUUUUCUAUGAACUAUUUUGUGCUUUUUUUUCGUAAAUGAAUGUGCAACUACUUGGGCUUAUUGUAUGAAAUUUGUUCUUAGAAUGCAUAGCAUAGUUGAGAUAUGCUUAUAUUUUCAAAUAUUAUUGGCAUCAUUCCUAGUUUUAUUAUUUUUCUUAGGUGACUACUACAACUUUCCUAUUAGAAAUUUUUGAAAUUCUUGAUUUUUGAAAGUACUAUGAAUUAUGGUUGAGGUGUAUUUUUAAUGAUAAGAUAAAAAUCUUUUAAGGGACCAUGUAUAUAUUGCAGCUGAACUAAUACAUAACUUAUUUUUAUACAUUAUAUAUUUUAUAGAUUUUGAAGGCAUCUUCUUUAAAAUAAACAUAUAAAAAGUG